CGAUCAUCAGAGACAUUCCAGUCAUCACCACUCAGCCAACAACUAACACCAACAACCAACACUACAAAACCACACACACACACACAACUUUUUUUUCACCAAAACACAAACUCAACCCUACACAACCUUCUCAAAAUGCAAUUCUCCAUCGCCGCCAUCGUCCCCUUCCUGGCCAGCGCCAACGCCAUCAUCACCGGCAUCGCGGUCCCUGAAACCAUCAAGCCCGGCUCCCCCUUCGAGCUCACCAUCGAGACCGAAAACUACAUCCAAACCGUCGCUGACAUUGCCAUCGCCGUUGGCUUCGCUCCCGGCGAUGGCUACCCCGGCGCUCUCGGCGAACUCCUCGGCUCAUUCUACCUCGGACCUAAAAACUCCAAUGUCAUCCAUAACAUCACCGAAACCGUCACCCUCCCCGCCGGCACUGCCCAGGGCGACGGCAUCAUCACCGCUACUGUCUACAGCCUCUACGGCGUUUCUCAUGGCCCUUCACUCAACACCUACAACGUGACUAUUACUGUCGGCAGCGAGACCUCUGAGACCCUCAAGUCUAGCUCCGCUUAAAUGGAUGAAAUGAAACUAAACUAAACUGAACUGAAAUGUACAGACGACAUAUACUACAUGGCAUAUAUGAAGGCGCUGAGGGACAACGGACUAAUUUGAUUUCGAGCAUUGGAUAUCUUAUCUUAUAAUUACUUUUUUUACAUAGACUGGUAUUAUAGCCCCAAGCGGUAUAAUUAAACUUGAU
Messenger RNA from Trichoderma asperellum CBS 433.97, 745 nucleotides. RefSeq lists its product as uncharacterized. Lineage: Eukaryota; Fungi; Ascomycota; Sordariomycetes; Hypocreales; Hypocreaceae. The record is from RefSeq and is a predicted model, not a curated record.